AAUCAAACGUUGCAUGACGUAUUCAUUUAUACUAGCUAUAUACGUUUUUCUGGCCAGUAUUCAUCAGUAGUCAGAAUUCAUAAGUGUAAUAUCACGUAACUCGCUCCAAGCUUACUUUUUAUCAUAGAACCAUGGCUCGUCAUCUGCUCAAAACCGUUACUUUCAUUCCGCUUUUUUUAAUUAUCACUGUGUGCUUGCUUUCGCAUUGUGCCAACGGUAGGAAACGAUAUUCACCAACAUUCGCAGAUAAUGAGAGACUUUUAGAAGAAUUCAAAGAGUUCCUUGAAUGGAAACAAUCGUCUCAAGUAUAUCACUAUCAAAAGAAUGGAAAAAAGCGUAAUUCAAGGAUCUCCAAUAUUCAGGAUGACUCACAUGAUAGUAUUUAUAAUUUAUCAAUCCCACAAGAGGAAUCUGUACAUAUACCUCCGAGCGAUCAUCCAGCUUUGGUGGGCAGAUAUGUCGUUAAUCAAUCUAAUUGGACUUCAGUAGCAACAAUAAGCAGACAGAAAGAAAUAGCAACCUUUCCAUUUGCAAAUGUUGUUGCUGUCAGUGAUGGACCUCUGGGCCAUGGAUCAGGAGUACCAUAUAUGUAUUUAACGCCUUUGGACUUUACUUCCAAAGAUCUAAGUGAAGAUUCACGUGCGACUUUGAUGAUGACCUUGGCUCAAACUUCCUACUGCCAAGAACAUAAAAUGGAACCUAUUGAUCCCCGAUGUGCACGUAUCAUUUUAUCUGGAAAGAUAAAACCGGUACAUACAUAUGAUCCUAUGUAUGAAACUGCUAAAAAUGCGAUAUUUGGUCGUCAUCCAAGUCUUAAAUAUAUGCCAGCUGAUCAUGAUUUCUACUUUGCUAGACUGAAAAUCUCGUUCAUCGCAGUUCUUGAUUAUUUUGGAGGAGCUAAAUUUGUUUCUGUUAGUGAUUACUUCAAUCCACCACAAUCACUUCAAUCUUCUGAGUUCAAUACUGAAGAAAGUUCUGAGGAAAUAAAUCUGCCUUCACGUGAAGUUCAUAUUUAUUGAAAAGCCUGAUGGAAUAAUCAACAUUUAUUCCAUAUUUAUGAUUUUAUGUUGAAUUAUGAUUGAUUAUUUUAAUUUUUAUGUUUAAGCAAUCGAACAAGAUAUGAGAAAAAUGUAAUCUACGUAAAAAGAUUUUAUAAAGAAAUAAUUUAUAUAAUUGAAAUAUGUGUAAUGAUUAAAAAAAUGUACAUCUUGUCUCGUAAAGUUGAUGAAUGAGACGCCAUAUUAUAAUAAAAAACAAACAAUUUUUUCAAUUA
Chelonus insularis is the source of this 1273-nucleotide messenger RNA. RefSeq names its product Cellular Repressor of E1A-stimulated Genes (gene CREG). Bases 132 to 1019 code for a protein of 295 amino acids. The record is from RefSeq and is a predicted model, not a curated record. The transcript has 5 exons. Lineage: Eukaryota; Metazoa; Arthropoda; Insecta; Hymenoptera; Braconidae.